ACACGUUUAAUAUCAAAUCUGACGUUUACGACGUAUUUGUGAAUACGGAGGAGAGUUUUCAAAAGGUGGGAGAAAGAAAUCUGUGGUUGUUGCGGUACGCAAACUGUAUUCUGUGCAGAGAGGGAGGCAGGACAGAUGAGAUCUUUAAUUAGCCCCUCAAACCAUUUGCUGAUGAUGGGGGUCAGAGCAACAGGACGCCAGUCAUAUAAGCAUUAUGCUUUAUGUAUUUUUGGGUGAAGUAUCACUUUAACCUUAUUGUUGAUGAACUAAAUAACGUUUUAUUAGACAGGUUAUUUGAAUAAAUACUGUUAAACGUUUAAAGGAUGUGUUAAAGGUACAGUUUGUAAGAAUUGUGCAGUAAAAUAUCCGAAAACCACUAGGCCAAUGUUAUAUAUUUUUUACAAUAUACUUACACUAUCUCAAAUGUUUUCAACUGCUUCUUAAUCCAUCUACAAUAAAAUCACAUUUGGUAUAUUUUUGUAUGUUUUUGAGUUUUUAGUGAGGGACAUGUAAAAUGUCUUUACAAACAAGUUUUGAAAACGUUCCCAUAAUAAUGAAAUCUUAUAUUAUUGUACUACAUUCAUUUAAAGCCCCAAACUUCUUAUGCAUUUUAACAAUUGUUCUCAUUAGGGUCUCCUUGAUUGCUCCCUCUCAAUUUUAAGAGUUGAUACUUGAAUAAGACACUACUGAAACGUAAUCAAAUGUCCAAAAAUGUCUCCGCAAGGUUCAAUAUUACUAGUGCUAUUUGACAUAAUAUCAUAGAUGUUCAUAAAUCUUAACCUUUUGAUUUCAAACCAUUUGCAGUAUAAAUGUGUAAAAACAGGGAAAGCUAUUACUUGGCCAACAUUCAGAACGCGCAAAAGUUAACAUAACUGAAAACAGCGUUUUGCUUGUGUAGUCUCUUUCGGUUACGCAAAACAAGGCAACGUAGACCAGGCGCUGAGCAACGCAGGACAAAACAGAAAAAUGGUCAAGCAAGUGGUAACAACAAUAUGUUUUAUUCUUUUCCAUUGCGUUAUUUGUUACUGGGCGUUUAGGUCAUCUUGUAACAUACCCUCGUCCCCAAAAAGCAUACCGACGAUUGCGAAGUAUUUUGGCACCAAAGGUCGGUAUGAAGAGGUUAACACAUAUUUAAUCGAUGACAUUGUCUCCAUAAACAAUUCAAUAGCGGCGCUCCCUUCCUCGAAAUGCAGUGCGAUUCAUCUGACGGCUAUAAUUCGUCAUGGAACGAGGUUGCCGUCCAAUUCAAAGGUACACAAUAUGUUGGAUUUCUAUAAUCUAGUGAUGCGUAACGCCUCCGACAAAUUGAACUGUUUGUCAGAGAUCAAAUCACAUUGGACGAUGUGGUACACUGAAGACAUGGACGGGCAACUGGUGGACAAAGGCAAUGAUGAUCACCGGUAUUUAGCGCAAAGACUGAUCAAAUGGUUCCCAUCUCUGCUCUCCUUGGACAAUGUGCGUAACGGAGGCGUACAACUGAUGACUAGCACCAAACACAGAUGUGUGAACAGUACCAUCGCUUUUAGAACGGGACUAAUGCAAGGACUGAAUAUAGAAGAAGAAAGAGUCAUUGCUGAGUUGGAAAUAGAAGAGAAUGACGCUUUGAUGCGUUACUUUGCCCAGUGUGAACGGUUCUUGAAGGAGGUGGAGAACAAUGAAAACGCUUUGGAUGAAGUGAAACGUUUCAAUGAAGGCCCUGAGAUGAAGAGAGCAAUGGAGAAAUUGGCAGACAGGCUUGAAGUCCCUUACUCCAGCAUCACUUAUGAUUCAUUAGAAGCAGCAUUCUACCUUUGCUCAUAUGAGUUCACUAUCAAGGGGGUGAACUCGCCCUGGUGCCAGUUGUUUGAUGAGGCAGAUGCACUGGUAAUGGAGUAUUCUAGUGACCUGAAGCAAUACUGGAAGAGAAGCUACGGACACGAGAUCAACAGAAAGUCCAGCUGCAUCCUGUUUCGUGAUCUUUUCUUUCGCCUUGACCGAAUUGUUGCCCAGUUCAACUCCAGUGGUACAGUAUCUGAGGUUGUAACAGUGCAGGUUGGCCAUGCGGAGACGCUGAUACCCCUCCUCACCUUGCUUGAUAUGUUCAAGGAUGACACACCUCUCAAGUCGACUAACUUCGCCACCCAACAGAACAGAACGUUCCGAAGUAGCCGCUUUGUGCCAUACGCUGCCAACCUGCUGGUAGCGCUGUACGAUUGCCCAGAUGGAAUAAGGAUGGGGGUGCGACUAAACGAGAAACCUUUGACCUUGCCUGGACUCAAUGAAUCCGUGCCCAAGUAUGAAGAUGUAAAGAUGCACUACAUUGCUCUUCUCAGAGGGUGUGAUCAAGAGACUGUGUGUAAAAUAAACAAGUCAUAAACACAAGAUGACCACAUUUAACUACACAAACACCACCUGCCAGACUGACAGUGUUGCAGUAUUCAGACGUACAUAAGAACAGCUGCCAAACAAUUGUUUAAGGUUAGAGUAUUUUACUGUAAAAAAACUGUAUUAGGGGACAUUCAGACAGAACGCAUCUCUGCGUCUAUAAACAAGAGAUGCAUCGCUCAGAUAUGUUUUUAUAAAGUGCAACAUAGAACCCCUCCUCUGUCAAGUUGGCGUCAAAUAAAACAGUCGACAUGCCAACUUGCUACUAUAAACAGUAGCUUGCAGCGCUUGCCCCGCCUCCAAAUUAUUCCGAUUGGUUCACUGCCUUUGGAAUUGACAUUGAUGAACAGCGCUGCAUGUAAAAGUAAAUUUUUUUUAACUUGACACGCCGUCUUAAAAACCCGGCGCUUCAAAAGACACGAGAUCAUGCACGUCCGUCAAAUGCGUGUUUACAUAGAAGAAACAAUGGGAAAGUAGCGCAUUGGAAUGGAAAAACACGUUCUAUCUGAAUGCCCCCUUAGGCCGUGUUCAGACAUUACUUCUUUUUUGAAGCUUCUAGCGUCUGUUUUACAGUAUAAUCCUAUUGAGUAAACCAUGUUUUAAAAAAACGCCCGGAGCGCUUUUUCAAAUGCAAGUGUCUUUUUCUGCAACUCAGAGCGACUUUUGAGGUUGAAAAAAGUUCAACUUCUCUGAAAAAGACCUGUCAUUUUCAUGAUAACAUGUGAGGAACGAUUGGUCGAGAAAAUGUAAGUUUAAUUUUCAAUUUCAACAACUUCUGAUUGCAUUUCUAGCGAGAAAUUAGUAUUGUAGUUUUUAAAUAUGUGAUUAGUUAUUGCAAAGACGCUCUCUGUUUGUUAUUCAAAUAGACUUCGGUUACGCUCCCUACCUGUUUCUCCGGACUGCCUUUGUGCACAGUUGCUGCCUCUGAAGUCAUGGCGUUUGGCUGAUAUUUGUAACCAAACGCAGCCAGCAUUUAUUUUUACUAAAAAGCACCUUUGUCAACUUUUUCUUGUCAAAAAAGAAUUCAAGUCUGAACACGGGUAAAGAAGUAUAUGAUACAAAAGAAUUGACCUUGAUGCUUGAUGACUCUGGUUUCUAUGGACCACUGACUAGUCUCCAACCAAGGUUGACUGGACAGGCUUGGACACAAGUUUUAUGGUUCAGCAAAGAAGUAUAACCAAAUUUACCAUCAUAUUAUUACUAGUUAACUAUCUUUAUGGACUGAAUUCUUUGACCAAUAAGUGAAUGAUUUACACAUUGUGCUAUUUAGUACAACAGUAAGUUUUACUUAAUCAUAUAUAAAGCUUAUACAUUCAGACCAAAUAUCUUGUAAAUGUAUAUUUUAUGUAUAAAUGUAUUGUGUGUAUUAUCAUAAUAAUACUGUGUCAGUGACAGUAUUUUUCCUAUAAUUGCAUUUUUUAUAACAAAUUAGAUAUGCAUGCAGAAUAUAUUUAAUAAACUAUGCCUUGACCUUUAAGGCAAAUAUGCAGUA
Messenger RNA from Triplophysa dalaica, 3856 nucleotides. It is a transcript of the gene minpp1a, whose product is annotated as multiple inositol-polyphosphate phosphatase 1a. The transcript has 6 exons. The record is from RefSeq and is a predicted model, not a curated record. Gene Ontology annotation, molecular function: inositol phosphate phosphatase activity; acid phosphatase activity. Lineage: Eukaryota; Metazoa; Chordata; Actinopteri; Cypriniformes; Nemacheilidae. The coding region runs from base 967 to 2355 and encodes 462 amino acids.